AAAUGGGAGUAAGGCAGUCAAAAAAUGCUGUGGACGUUGAGGCGACGACAUCCGGACGAAAGAGUGCGGGUCAGGAGGAAAAUCUUCCAACGGUCGAACGUAUCAGGAAACACGCCAUCACGCACUUCGGCUACAGCGUCCUCAUCUUGGCUCGCCGGGGUUUGGUGGAUCUUCCGGAGGAAUUAUGGGAACUGACAGAACUGCAAAAGCUCAACCUGUCUCUCAACGUCUUGCGAUCCAUACCUUCUUCUCUGGGUCUCCUUCAAAACCUGGUGGUGCUAAAUCUCUGGGGGAACCAGUUGACCAGUUUGCCUUCUGAAAUCGGUCAGCUCAGGAACUUGAAGGUCCUCUUUGCGUAUCGCAACCGGCUGAGCGAAGUUCCCGAGGAACUGGGCCGCUGCACCAAGCUGGAGGUGUUGAGUCUCGCCAACAACCAGCUCGCCGGACUCCCAGCGUCCCUGUCGGCCCUCGCCGGACUGAAGAAGCUCAACCUGAGCCACAAUCACAUAACGCUCAUCCCGGGGUGCGUCUACACCAUGAAGAACCUCGUGUUUUUGGAACUGGCUUGCAACAGACUAGAAAACAUCGCAGAUCAGAUUCAGGCACUUGCUAAUUUAAAAAUCCUUAUCGUCGAGGGCAACUGCAUUCAUUCGCUUCCCAAGAUGCUCUGCUGUCUGACCAAGUUGGAGCUGCUGAAUGUGGACUUUAAUGAUCUUCAGAACGUGCCUGAGGAGAUGCAUCAGCUGAGAGGUCUGGAGAGGUUAGCCUGCCAUCCGCUGGACAAAGGUCUUCACAUCAAACACAAUCCUCUGCUGAAGCCUAUUAAAGAUGUUCUGGAUGGAGGUCUCCAGGCGCUUUACAGCUAUCUUAAGGCUACAUGAAACAAUUCAUGUCUGGAAACUUAAUGGAUGUUGAUCGUCUCUGAGAGAUGGAGCUUUUAUACUUCACAUAGAGACUAAAUCAAAAUGAUGUGAUUCAUGUCUCUGUAUCUGCUGUGUUUUCUUGUUGAUGGAAACACACAUAGAAUUAUUUAUUCAAAGUAGUAACAUAAAUAACACAAAUAUUAAAGGUAUAGCGGAGUAUUUUAUUGAAAUUUAGAAAAGAACCGCCUUCUCCACUUUUUAAAAAUCACUCCUGAUUGACAACUAGGAGGACCAAUAGUCUUGAUGAUCCACCCGGAAAAAGAAAAUCCUCCUUUAAUACCUUUAAGUAAGAAACAUAUAUAUUAAUAACUUCAACUUUACAACUAUGAAGGCAUAUGAUUACAACAAUAAAUAUAUAAAUAUCUAUCAGCCUUUGCUUGAGCAUACCAGUAAUUACAAAUUACAAAAUAAGAGCAUAAACUCAACAUUGAACAGAGUAUAAUAAAAAAGAAAAUAAAAGAAUAAUAAUAACAUCACAUUACACUAUAAAAGAGUCUUACUCAAAUUAGCUUGUAUUUAUCAAAAAGUAAAUUUAAGGGCUUUAUUUAUUAUUAACAAAAUGUUAAGUAUUUGUAUAUAAAUUCAACCUUAUUUAAGCACUGAUUUAAGUUGGGCUUUGACUUGUAGUUGUACCAUCUACAUUUAUGAAUAAAAAACUUUGCAAGACAGAUCAAGAAAUUGAAAACUAAAUGUAAAUCCUUGUUUUCCAAAAAUAUACCAGAUUUGAUUAUAUGUAUGGUGAGGUUUAAUCUUGUUGACCUGUAACCAACAUCUUCAAAUCUCUCCAAAAAUGCUAGAUCAUUUCACAAAGAAAAAUCUUUCAAAUCCGUUUGUUGGAUGCAUUUCAUUUAAAAACUUUAAAGGAACAUUAUGUAGGAUUGUGGCCAAAACUGGUAUUGCAAUCACAAAACUUGUGGCUAAAACUGGUACUGCAAUCACACAACUGGUGGCUAAUACACAAAAUGACAACAUAAACAUCAGUUGAGGGCUGCAACUCCACUUUUUAAAUGACAAUAUCCUGGCCGGACCACUGUUGUCAGUGAUAUAAGUAUUUGAAAUGAAAAUGAUUUCUUAAUGUCUAGUGACAUAUCAGGGCCAAUUUAUGAUUAAUUGAUAUAAAUUUCUUACAUACUGUUCCUUUAAGUUCACCUCUUUAGCCUUUGGAGAAAGUGAUACAUUUUUUUACAGAAAAAUAAGCAAAACCCAUGAAACAUUUCUCAACCAAUCAGAAUGAAGCAUUCAACAGACCUAUGGUAUAACAAAGUAUAAAAUAACUGGAUCUGAUUUUUUGUAAUAAAAUGUCACAUUGUAAGGCCUUUAUGGGAAUCAUCCUGAGUCUGACUGUGAAUAGUUUUCUUAUUUAGUCUGCAAAACUAUAAACUAGAGACACAUCGUGCCAUGACCCGUUUUAAAAUGAAGCGCUUUAGUGUUUGUGAAAAAAGUACUAAUGGAAAGUUUAGAAGACCUUCUGGACAAAGACAUGAAGUGACUUUAAACCUGGAGAAUCAUAAAGUGAAUGUGUUGAGAGAGUUGUUGGUCACAGGAGCGUCUCUUUGAGAUGUUUAAGGGCAUUUAUAUAAAAGUCUUUAUUUGUAUGUGGCAGUGUUGAGAUUGAAGGGCACGUUCAGUACUUAACACACAACACCUCAGUGUCUGAUCAGACAAAAUAAAUGUAUGAAUCACCUUUGAUUCUCAGCUCUUUCUUUAGUGCUGAUUUAACCAAACACCACGGUACAAACACAGAGGAUUAGAGAUCAGUAAAGGUCAAUCUUCACCUCUAUUGAACACCAUCAGUUUCUUCUGCUCAAUGUAAGGAACCACUGGGAUUUAUUUGCACCUAAAUGACAUCAUCGCUUACAACUGUGUGUGUGUGAUCUUACAAAACAUACCUGUAAGAUUUUUCAAGAAAUCUGUUUUUGGAAAAACAAAACAUUAUUAAUGCUACAUUUUAAAUAUAUUAAAUAUAGUUCAUAUAAAGUCUUCAUGAUAUUGUAUUUCUCUUGUAAAGACUAUUGUAAUACAAAUUUCCACAACAAAACCACAGUUACUACUAUAUUUGUGUUCUUAUUGAUGUUGUAAUGUUUUUAUUUCUGAUAAGGAGUCUUAUAUUUUAUUCCUGUUCUUGUUUUAUGUUAGUGGCUAUGCAUUGAGGCUGUAUUAUUUUGAUGAAAUAACUUACGUCAGGUUUGCAAUUAUCCUUGGCAAAUAAACGACUCUUUAUUUAGUUAUAUAAUAUUUUGUCUUGUUUAGUUUUUCUUAAUGCAAUGAAAUAAACAUGGACUAAGUAGACAAAGCAAUGCCAAAUGAAAAAUACAUUGAGUUGAAAAGGCCAGUAAAUGUGUUUCUGUAUGAGAUUAAGCACAAAUUCCUGUUUGUUGGGUUUAAAGUGGUCUCUGUCAACCGGUUGAGUUUUAUUACAAUAUCUCAACAGAAACAGGGAAUUAAGCUCCAUGCAGCUAAAUGCAAAUUACAAACACAUAUUAGACUAACAAUAGAUGUCUGUAGAAAUAUAUUGCUUCAGAUUGGAGAAUGCUGCUGAUUUGUGACUCGCAGACUCCCAGCAUGCAUUGCAGAAUGAAUAAAUGAUGGAGUUUAUGUUCUUUUGCUGUUUGAAGCCUUUGUUCAUGCUGCUGUUGUUUUUGUCUUCAGUCUUGGUUAUUUGUUGUGUGGUGAUGUUCAGAGCUCCUCUUUCUAGUUAAUAAGUUGUUGACUGUCACCAGUGUUCACAUAUUUAGGGUUAGAUGAUGGGUUUAGCAGAUGCUUUUAUUAGACUCACAAAGGAGAGGAUUUUUUUUUUUUCAUUUAUACAUACAAAGUUUGUUUUAUAGUCACCCGUUGGCUUGUUUACAGAUAGACUGCUAACAUUAGUUUAGCUUAGUUGUUUUUUUAAUUCUGUUUUAUUAUAAUAACACAACUAUUCACUUUUUUGCUAUUUAUUCUAUAUAUUUAAUAAUUUUCCGGUUUUCAGUGUCUUUUAUGUGAGGUUUCUUUAAAACAAUACAAAGUUGUGCUAUAUAAAUACAUUUAAAUUGAACUGAUUGAAAAUAUUUGUAGAAUGUUGGCAGAUAUGUUACAUCUUGUGUUUUUGUUUGAUAGUUUGUUGAAAAAGUUAUGUGUUCACAAAAUAAGACGUUUUGUAUUUAGUGACGGCUUUUGCUGGUGACAGUCGAGUUCUUCAGAGAACCUGAAAUCUGCAUUGUGUUGCAUUGGUUUGUAAUUUUGUGCAGUCUUCAUGUUCGCUGGUUUAUACUGAUGGUUAUUGUUUCCACAAGCCCUCAGUAUGAACAUCACUACUGACAAGAAUCAUUUACUAAAUAUUGAAAUGAAAUAUAAAUGCUAAUGUGCAGAUUUGUUUUGAUGGGACAUUUAUUUGAACACUAUGGACUUUUACUGAUGUGACUGAUUUCCCUUUCCAAAAAUCAUUUACAUGAAGAUUUGAUGGGUAUGAGCUGUAAAAAUCCAAGCAAUGAAACCUUCUGGAAUAAAUGGCAUAAUUAACUUCAA
Paramisgurnus dabryanus is the source of this 4427-nucleotide messenger RNA. RefSeq names its product leucine rich repeat containing 30a (gene lrrc30a). Lineage: Eukaryota; Metazoa; Chordata; Actinopteri; Cypriniformes; Cobitidae. Gene Ontology annotation, cellular component: cytoplasm. Gene Ontology annotation, molecular function: protein binding. The record is from RefSeq and is a predicted model, not a curated record.